AUGGGACUCAUGGCUUUCCAUCCACUUUUUUUGCAGUGGCUUCCUCUACUUUUGUUGCUGCUUCCAAUUCUCUGCCUCUUCCUUCUUAAGCAGAAAAACACACAGAAGAAAAUACCUAAUCUUCCUCCGAGACCUCCAACUCUUCCCAUCAUAGGCAAUCUUCACCAAAUUGGCGGUAAAGCACCUCAUCACUCUCUGUGGAAACUGUCCCAAAAAUAUGGCCCUAUCAUGCUCUUAAAACUUGGCCAAGUCCCAACUCUUGUCAUCUCUUCCUCUGAAAUGGCCAAAGAGGUCUUAAAAACUCACGAUCAUCAAUGUUGCUCUAGGCCUCCCACGGAAGGCUCGAGGAGACUUUCUUACAAUUUCUUAGACGUUACCUUCUCUCCCUAUAGUGAUUACUGGAGUAAAAUGCGUAAGAUUUGUGUCAGUGAGCUCUUAAGCUCCGCGAGGGUGAGGUCUUAUAGGUUGCUGAGGAAACAAGAAAUGACUCGGUUCAUAAACUUGGUCUCCGAGGCUUCACCAAAUGCUAUCAAUCUCAGCGAAAAUGUGUGUUCUUUGAUAGGUACAAUAGUACGUAGGAUUGGUUGUGGCGGGACACAAUUUGAAUGUGGUAAGCCUGAAGAUGCAAUUAAAGAAGCCAUGACAAUGCUGGGGAGUUUCUCAGCCGCGGAUUUCUUUCCAUCUUUUGGUUGGAUUGUGGAUGUUCUGACGGGGUUUCAUGCGAGGAGGGAGAAGUGCUUCCGUGAUUUUGAUCAGUUUUUCCAAAGGGUGCUUGACGAGCAUCUUGAUCCUUCCCGGCCCAUUCCCGAGCAUGAAGAUAUUAUUGAUGUCAUGAUUCAAUUGUCGGAGGAUCAAAGCAUUGCUGGAGGUCUCACUAAAGACCAUAUCAAGGCUGUCCUCAUGAAUGUAUUUUUGGGCGGAAUAAACACGAGUGCUAUUACCAUUGUGUGGGCGAUGACAGAGCUAUCCAGAAACCCGCCAGUGAUGAAGAAACUACAAGCUGAAAUAAGAACAUGCGUCGGAAAGAAGGCAAUGGUAGAAGAAAGCGACAUUGAAAACCUUCACUACUUGAAAUUGGUGGUCAAGGAGACACUGAGGCUACACCCUCCGGCUGUGCUGCUACUACCGCACGAAACAAUGGUGCAGUGCAAGAUUGGUGGCUACGAUGUUCACCCGAAAACAAGGAUCCAUGUGAAUGCGUGGGCAAUCAAUAGAGACCCCCGAAAUUGGAAGGAGCCUGAAGAGUUCAUCCCGGAGAGGUUUGAGAAUGGUUGCAUUGAUUUUAAAGGUCAGCAUUUCGAGUUUUUGACAUUUGGAGCUGGUAGAAGGAUCUGCCCAGGCUUGGUAAUGGGAACCACAAAUGUAGAGUUUGUGCUUGCAAAUCUUCUCUACUGCUUUGAUUGGGGACUGCCCAGUGGGAUGAAGAUUGAAGAUAUUAGCUUGGAAGAGGAAGGCACUUUUACUGUUUAUAGAAAAUUACCUCUCUACCUUGUGCCCAUCAAGCUAGCUGGCUUGGAGGGGUAGCAAGCAGGGUGUUUAGAAAGUGUCAUUGCAGUUAUUAAUUAAUAAUGGGUAUCUGAGCAAUCUAUAUAAAUAAGAAUUGACUAGAUCUAAGCUCUGUU
Molecule: messenger RNA, 1622 nt
Organism: Cornus florida
Lineage: Eukaryota; Viridiplantae; Streptophyta; Magnoliopsida; Cornales; Cornaceae
Product: cytochrome P450 71B10-like
Exons: 2
Coding region: 1-1524 (507 amino acids)
Molecular function (GO): monooxygenase activity; oxidoreductase activity, acting on paired donors, with incorporation or reduction of molecular oxygen; iron ion binding
Source: RefSeq, a predicted model, not a curated record